AUGUCCGAGUUGCUGGCUUUGGUACUGUACAUCGCGACGCUGGGAUUGACGGGGAGUAUCUGCGUCUCGGCCGCUUUCUUGCCUAUCCUGAAUCGAGGAUGCAGCCAAUCUCUGGAACAUGCUCUCGCUGCUGCUCGUCGGCUGCAUUCUUACUACGAUAAAGAUCGCGGAAUGUACAGCGAGAACUAUUACCAGUGGACAGACAGUAAUGCACUCGAGGAUGUCCAGAACCUCAUGCUACUCUCGGGAAGUGACGCCUACCGCGAGACCUCAGAGAGUUCAUAUCUAGCUCGCGCAGCGCUUGACCCUGGGACGGACUGGAACAGUUGGCUGGGGAAAUAUAAUGAUGACACUCAGUGGCACGUCUUGUCUCUAUGGAGGAUGUCUGACUAUAGACGUAGGAGGGGUAGCGAUCCACGGCCGUAUCUAGCUGCCGCCGAGCGUAUGUAUGAUAUAAUAUCGGCUCAUUGGGACGACGAGUGCGGAGGAGGCUUGUGGUGGACGACCGAACACACGUAUAAGAACGCGAUCACCAAUGAGCAGUUCCUGCUCCUGUCUGCUGCCGGGUAUCUGAGAAAUCAUAACCAAACGUACUUGGACAAUGCGAACAACGUCUGGCAGUGGCUACGGCACUCAGGGAUGCGGAACCACCAAGGUCUAUUCAAUGAUGGACUCAAUUUCACUUCGUGCCAUAAUAACGGUCAAACAACCUGGACGUACAACCAAGGCCUCGUAGCAUCUGGGUUGGGGGCCCUAUCCGCGGCGACUGGAGACAAGGCUUUGCUCGACGAGGCGGAGAUUACUCUGGAUGCGACAAUAAACCACCUGACUACCAAUGGUAUUCUGCGCGAGACAUGCGACAAAGACACGAACGAAGGCAAGAACUGUGAUGGCGAUCAGCAAAUUUUCAAGGGCCUGUGGACAAAGCACCUCAUGUAUUAUUUGGAAUUUGCGAACGAGCCGCAUCGCGCGCAGAAGUAUUCGCAAUUCUUGGGUGCUCAAUCAGCCGCGAUAUAUCGCCACGCUACGAAUACCACCUCAGGUGACAUUGGUUCCGUGUGGUAUACUCCGAAUCAGGCGGGUUCCAUCUUCUCGUACAAAACAGUGACAAGCGGACUCGCGGCCCAUAUAGCCGCUGCGAAGUACGGCGCAUGCUAG
Messenger RNA from Pleurotus ostreatus (oyster mushroom), 1158 nucleotides. RefSeq names its product hydrolase 76 protein. Bases 1 to 1158 code for a protein of 385 amino acids. The transcript has 10 exons. NCBI's taxonomy places the organism in Eukaryota, Fungi, Basidiomycota, Agaricomycetes, Agaricales, Pleurotaceae. Gene Ontology annotation, biological process: carbohydrate metabolic process. The record is from RefSeq and is a predicted model, not a curated record.